Paramecium tetraurelia is the source of this 498-nucleotide messenger RNA. RefSeq lists its product as uncharacterized. Gene Ontology annotation, biological process: protein dephosphorylation. The transcript is spliced from 2 exons. Lineage: Eukaryota; Ciliophora; Oligohymenophorea; Peniculida; Parameciidae. Gene Ontology annotation, cellular component: protein phosphatase 4 complex; cytoplasm; nucleus. The record is from RefSeq and is a predicted model, not a curated record. Gene Ontology annotation, molecular function: protein phosphatase regulator activity.
AUGAAUGAAAAUAAGGAAAUGAUUCAACAUGACUAUCAAACUCAACUCAAGGAAUUCUACGAAUAAACCUAGGAGAUUGUUAGUUCAAUCCAGUAAGGAAUCAGAAUUAAGAAAGUAAAAGACAUCAUCUAAUAUUCAAAGGAUAUACCAAUUCAAAUCAGCAAUUUAAUGGGACAAUUGAAACCUAUAUUAGAAUCUAUCUCGUAGAAUGGUGAAAUUCAAAAAUACAAUUGGCUCCAUUUGAGAUCACUUAUUGUCAUCACAACCAGAGAUAUGUUAUUGAAUAUGCAGAAACUUUAUCCAUACGAAAAGACUGCUCAAAACGAAGGCUUCGAAGAUGAAUUAGAUAUCGUGCUCCAAUUUCUCUGUGUUUUUGAAUAAAAACCACCUUUUACUUUGCAACGAAUAUGCGAAUUACUUAUUGAUCCCUAAAAACAUUACAAAUCAUCCAAGAAAAUAUUGUUCGCCAUGGAAAAAUUAGUAAAUGUAAGUACAUGA